Molecule: messenger RNA, 3349 nt
Organism: Anopheles bellator
Lineage: Eukaryota; Metazoa; Arthropoda; Insecta; Diptera; Culicidae
Product: patched domain-containing protein 3-like
Exons: 6
Coding region: 230-3214 (994 amino acids)
Cellular component (GO): membrane
Source: RefSeq, a predicted model, not a curated record
UCCCACUGUCCCGAUCGAGAUGUACUGAUCGCGUGUUUCCCUUCACAGCCAGUUAAUUGCGAUAAGUGCCGGAUAAAGUAUAGCAAUCAAUGCUACGAUAAAGAACGAACGUGUGGUCGGUGUGCUAGUGCUGGUGAGGCGACCGUUGUUAACUGUUUGUUUGCAAACGAGUGCAUCGCGUUGUUUCCCUUGCCCAACUGGACGCACGUGCGUACGCUGACGAGGACCAAUGGCCCAAGAGGUAGACGAGAAACCAUCGAGUCCACUGGUGUCCAAAAAGUCGUUGGAUACCUACGAAGCGAACGGUGCUAAGGACCCCUUCACCAAUGGGCACUGCGUCCGGGAGGACGGUGAAGAAUCUUUCCCCAAACCAUCGUCACUGCGGCCCGAAGAUGGCAGCGAAAACCUCAAUCGAUUGGACUGCAUGGGACGGCUGUCGUACCGCGUGUCGAUGCUGAUCGGAUCGUUUUUCUACAGUCUCGGGUAUUGGAUCUCAAAAAAUGCGUGGAAAACCAUUGGCCUCUGCUGGCUGCUGGUGGCCGUGUGCAGCAUUGGCUUCGUGCGGUUUCACAAGGAAAAGAGCCCGAUGAAGCUGUGGAUACCGCUCGGGUCAAAGUUCCAACAUGACACCAACUGGAUGAUAGACCACUUUCAGGAGGGUAAUCGCAUAGAAACGGUUAUGAUCACCGCGCCGGACGUGCUGGUACCGGAAGUGUUGCAGACUAUUGCAACUAUCACAGAGGAAGUGGAGCGUUUCAAGUUCCAGAACAGUGAAGAGAAAAACCUGGGCUGGACGGAUGUUUGUCACAAAGUUCCCUUGAUUGCGUCCUACACUGGCAGCUCACAUGAUAUCGGCUCCAGCUUUACGCCUGCCGUCGAUGUGCCUUCGUUUCUGUUCUGCCCAAUCGUGGAACGUCUGCAACUGGGGUGCUACGGUAGCAGCCUGCUCGAGCUAUGGAAGUACGACCGGGACACGAUCGCGGGCCUGUCGAAGGAAGAGAUCGUCGAUCGAAUUAAUAGCACCAAGAUAAGCCCUGUGACCGGGCACACGGUAGAAUUUGCCGAACUGCUCGGUGACGUUAAGCGGGACUGGAGUGGCCGAAUAGUUUCGGCCGGUUCGCUCGUGACCCACUGGUUCGUACACGUCAACUUUUCCGAGGUGAAUGCGGAUGUAAGCGGGAAUGCUGCCGGUACGGAAGACUGGGUCACGGAGAACGCCGUCCUGUGGGAGGAAAAGUUUCUGAAGAUCGUUGCCAAGGCGAAGGCUGAGCUUUCGACGAACGAAACGAACAUUUACUAUGCAGCCGGUAGAAGUUACGGAGACAUCAGCGAGGAAUCGAUGUUCAAGGAUAUGGAUAAGCUGAUCUACGGUGGUAUCAUCAUGUUCGUUUACAUGCAGUUGGUGCUAUCAAAGUUCAGUUGGACCGAGUUUCGAGUCAUUCUUGGAUCCGUUGGUCUGAUGAGCGUUGGCAUGGGGUUCAUCUCGGGCUGUGGCAUUGUGGCCGCCCUUGGUGUGUCCUAUGGACCGGUGCAUACAUCACUGCCGUUCCUGCUAAUGGGGCUCGGUGUAGACGAUAUGUUCGUUAUGAUGGCCUGUUACCGUAAGGUGCGGAAAGCCAAUCCAGACCUACCGUUAGCCAAGCGAAUGGGAUUAAUGCUGCACCAUGCCGGGGCCUCCAUAACCGUUACAUCGCUGACCGACAUCGUGGCGUUCGUGGUGGGUUCGAUUACAGUUAUACCAUCUCUACAGUCUUUCUGCAUUUAUGCUGCGGCCGGUGUAUUCAUGAUGUUCUUAUUCGUGAUCACGUUCUUCGUCGCAAUCUUCACACUCGACGAGAUCCGUAUCGCCAAUCGGCGCAACGCAUUCCUGAUAUGGAUAGUGCACGAUGAAAAGUCUACCGGUGUUUGGUGCGAGUACAACCUGAUGCAUCGAUUCGUCAAGAUGCUCUACUCCAAGGUGCUGCUGACGGUUGCUGGUAAAACAUUAGUCAUCGCAGCGGUCAUCCUCAUGACCACCGUUAACGUACGCAGUUUACUGAAGCUACGCCAGAAGUUUGACCCAAACUGGUUCAUCCCCGAGGAAACGUACUACAAUCAAUUUGUUGUUAAAUCCCACGAACACUACCCGAACGUCGGGUACGAGGCAUUGCUCCUGUUCGGCAAUCUCAAUUACACCCAAGAGCUACCCAAUCUGCUCAAUGUUUCGCGCCAAAUGGAAAAUCGCACCGACAUCCUGCACAGCGUGUCGUCUUGGGUGGAUCCGUUCCGGGACUUUGUUAGCAAACACUACGGGAAGGACAUUGCGGUCGAUGUGCUCAGUGAUCGCGACUUCCGGAAUUACUUAUCGAAGUUCUUGUUCAGCUACGAGGGUGGACGGUUUCAGAUGAACAUUAAAUUCAACACUAAACUAAAGUGCGGUCAGCCAGCGCCAAACAUUACCGUCAGCACGAUGGACUUUAAGUUCAAACCGUUUAAGGAAAGGGAAGAGUAUCUCCCGGCGAAGUAUGCAGUCGAGGACAUACUGGAGAAGAGCAACAUUAGUUCCGGAGACCAAUUUCGGACGCUGUGGGCUAAAAUAUUCGGUAACUGGGUGACGGAUGAGAUCAUUGAUACGGAAAUUUAUCGCAACAUCGCGCUGGCACUGAUCGGGGUUAUGAUUUGCUCCGUGGUGCUCAUUGUGAACCUGCAAAUUUGUUUUUGGAUUUUUAUCUGCGUUCUGCUAACACUAGUUAAUGUGGGUGGACUGAUGCAGGUUUGGGGAUUAACACUCGAUCUGGUAUCGUGUAUAGCCCUUCAGUUGGCCGUCGGACUGUGCGUGGACUAUGCGGCGCACAUUGGCCACACUUUUCUGACGAUCAACAAAGGGGACAGAAACUCCCGGAGUCUGGAAACGGUACUGCAUAUCGGUGCGGCCGUCUUCUAUGGCGGAGGCUCGACCAUCCUCUCCCUGUCGAUACUGGCCGGUUCGCAGGCAUACACCUAUAGGACAUUUUUCAAAAUUUUCCUGCUGGUCAUUGCGUACGGGCUGUUUCACGGUACAAUUUUGCUCCCGGUGAUACUGAGCUUGAUUGGGCCGGCACCGUAUACCGGGUCGCUGAACAGCCUAAACACGAUCAACAACAAUCCGUCCCCCGAGAAGAAGGGCUACCAUGGAACGGAAAUGGUUUCGUUUAUCGGAGAUCAGAAAUACAAACUAAACGGAUCGGAUCUCUAGUAGGAUCGCUCAAAUAGAAUAUGAUUGCGACUCAACUCUCAGUAUGCACGUUGGGGAGGGGCGUAAAUUGUGAUACACCAAUUGUAAUUGGUUGUGUUCUCUUUGGUGACAUAACUAAGACGAAAGUAUUUUAAA